Molecule: messenger RNA, 1359 nt
Organism: Hevea brasiliensis (rubber tree)
Lineage: Eukaryota; Viridiplantae; Streptophyta; Magnoliopsida; Malpighiales; Euphorbiaceae
Product: caffeic acid 3-O-methyltransferase
Exons: 4
Coding region: 125-1216 (363 amino acids)
Biological process (GO): methylation
Molecular function (GO): S-adenosylmethionine-dependent methyltransferase activity; O-methyltransferase activity; protein dimerization activity
Source: RefSeq, a predicted model, not a curated record
AAUGGCGUGCUAGAUUAAGCAACAGAACUCCAAUCUCAUGUUUCCACGUACACCCAAACUUAGAACUCGAUGAUCAUUUUAUAGGAAACCAAAUUUACCCAAAUGAAAUCCAAAGGAAAACCAAAUGGCAACCUCUACAGCUACCAAUGUUGAAGAAGAAGAAUACCACUGCCAGUAUGCCAUGCAGCUUGCCAGUGCAUCAGUACUGCCCAUGGCCCUGAAGGCAGCAACAGAUCUAGGCGUGUUUGAGAUUAUAGAGAAAGCUGGUCCCGGCGUCCUGCUUUCCUCUUCGCAAAUUGCCUCCCAGCUUGCUGCCCCAACAGCCCAGAUGGCCCCCCUUUUGCUAGACCGUAUCCUCCUCCUUCUCGCUAGCAAUUCUAUUCUCACUUGCUCUGUAACCUUCAGCACCCAAGAUGGACAGCUUAAUAGGUUAUAUGGUUUAGCACCUGUGGCCAAAUACUUCAUCAAGGACCAAGAUGGGGGAUGCUUGGCUCCCUUUCUAGCUACGAUACACGACAAAGUCAUCCUGGAUACUUGGUACCACUUAAAAGAUGCAGUUGUUGAAGGAGGUGGUACAUUUGAAAAGGCACACGGGAUGAGGGUUAUGGAGUACAUGGGAAAAGAUAUGAGAUUUGGUGAAAAAUUCAAGGGCUCCAUGAGAGACUUUAACACGCUACUGAUGCAUAGAAUUCUGGACAUAUAUGAUGGUUUUCAAGGUCUAAAGUCCUUGGUGGACGUGGGAGGGGGAGACGGUUCUCUCCUUAACAUGAUCGUUUCCAAGUAUCCUUCCAUUAAGGGUACCAACUAUGAUUUGGCUUCAGUUAUAGAAAAAUCGCCCUCUUAUACAGGUAUCGAGCAUGUUGCGGGAGAUAUGUUCGUGAGUGUGCCAAAAGGAGAAGCCAUUUUCAUUAAGUGGGUACUUCACAUGUGGGAUGAUCAAGCCUGCUUAAAAGUGUUAAAGAAUUGCUAUGAAGCUUUGCCAAGUAAUGGAAAAGUGAUAGUAGUGGACUUGGUAGUUCCAGAAACUACUGGAGCUAAUGCUGCAGAUAAAAGCGUGCUACAGACAUAUUUGCUCUUUACAAACAUGAAUCCAAAGCGAAAGGAUAGAACAGAGAGAGAAUUCAAAACUCUGGCUAAAGAGGCAGGGUUUUCUCAUGUUCAAGUUGCAUCUCGUGCUUUUAGUUUUUCAGUUGUGGAGUUCCUCAAACACUUCUAAUUAAGUCUCUUUUAAUCUCUGCAAUGUUCUAUUUGACUCUUGCACAAUGUUUGGAGGAUGAAGUAUAAGGUGGUUUAAUAAUGUAUAGUAUCAUAUUGUAUCAUAUGGUAUGAUUUUUAUGGAAUGAUUUAAUAUUGUUUUUU